Molecule: messenger RNA, 2715 nt
Organism: Sus scrofa (pig)
Lineage: Eukaryota; Metazoa; Chordata; Mammalia; Artiodactyla; Suidae
Gene: IL33R
Product: interleukin 1 receptor like 1
Biological process (GO): signal transduction
Molecular function (GO): interleukin-33 binding; interleukin-1 receptor activity
Source: RefSeq, a predicted model, not a curated record
AGGUCAUUCAUCAGCCUCUCUGUAGGCCCCUGAGGAGCACAAGGGAGAGCGUGUGCAAACUACCCCUCUUCCCGGCCAGUGCAACAGAACCCCACACACAUUGCACUUACACAGUAAGUCACAUCAGAGUUUUGAAGACGUUGGUGUUGAGGCAUCGGCCGUGAAACUUGCUGCAGAAAUGUGCACCAUUUUUCUUAGAGCUGUGGUUCUGGAAAGCUAUAAGGGCAGAGAGAGCUGUCACUUAGAUGGAGUCCAGGACGUUUUGCUGAGAACGUCACCCGCAAGGGAAGUAAAAUAGACUUUAGAUGUGGCCAUUUAUGGAGGUAAUGCCACAACUGGAAGUAGAGCAAACUGAAGCUGACGCUUGUUAACAGUACAGUUCAUCAGUUUCAGCUUAUCAGUAACCUGGUUCCUGUGUCUUAACCGAUAAGGAAAAUGGGAGGUUUUAAAAGAUAGCUAGUUAUUGCAUUUAGCAUAGAACUAUUAGAGAAACCGGUUUUUAGAGCGAAUAAACUCUGUUUGUAGAAAUCUGAGGAAGAACAAGUUCAUCAGACUGGUGAGAUACUGACAACGCUUUUUAGCUAGAAAUUGUAAGGAGCACCAACAAUCUCCUAGGGAAAAGGAUCACCAUCGUGUGUUGCAGAUUCAACCUGAAUCAUCUUGAGAGUCAGGCACCAACACUUGCUCAGGAUUGAGAGACUGAGAAUGAGACUUUGGGUCUUGACAAUUCUAUCAAUGCUUCUACCUUCCACAUCAGCUAAGUUUAUCAAAUCAUCUUGGGGCCUGGAAAAUGAGGCUUUAAUUGUGAAAUGUCCCCGACAAGACCACUCUCGAUACCCUGUGGACUGGUAUUACUCAAAUGACAAGAGUAUCAGCACCCAGGGAAGAAGCCACAUCGUUGCCUCAGGCGAGCGCCUUAAGUUUCUCCCAGCCAAAGUCAGCGACACUGGAUUUUAUACUUGUAUCAUCAGAAGUCCUACCUCCAAUAAGACUGGAUAUGUGAAUGUCACCAUUCACAAAAAACAACCAGGUUGCCAUAUUCCAGAUCAUCUGGUAUACACAACAACUUCUGGAUCAGAAAAAAAUUCCAAAAUAGUUUGUCCUACAAUUGACCUCUACAAUUGGACAGCACCUGUUGAGUGGUUUAAGAACUGUGAAGUUCUUCAAGGAUCAAGGUACCAAGCAUACAGGGCAUUUUUGCUGAUUGACAAUGCAACCAGCAAGGACACUGGUGAUUACACAUGUAAAUUUCUGCACAAUGAGAAUGGAGUCAAUUAUAGUGUGUCAGCAACCAGGUCAUUUACAGUUAUUGAUGAGCAAAGUGUUUCUUUGUUUCCAGAAAUUAUAGCUCCUUCACAAAAUGAAACAAAGGAUGUGGAAAUUGGAAAACCAGCAAACAUAACGUGCUCUGCUUGCUUUGGGAAAGGCCCUCAGAUCAUGGCAGACGUGCUGUGGCAGGUUAACGGAAAAAAUGUUGAGAACAAUAGUGAAGCAAGGAUACAAGAGGUACAAGAGCAAAAUCAAAGUUUCAGCAGUGAGCUGACUUGCUUAAACACCAUUUUAAUGAUAAAGGAGGUAAAGGAAGAGGAUUUAUCUCUGAAGUACAACUGUGCGGCCUUGAAUUUGCAUGGUUUGAGCAAGCGCACCAUGAGACUAAGGAGGAAAAAUUCAAGUAAGACAUGUCCCUGAGACUUAGGUCACCGGAAUUGGCUGUAUCAACUCUAAGCAAAAAUCACUUUCUUAGAGAACAGCAGAGUGUUGGAGUGUGGUUCCAGGGGAAUCCAUCAAGACAACAGAGUGGUCCAUCUCAUAAUUUGUCCUUCUCUAGAGAACGCUGACCAUUUGUAAUCUGGUCUUCUCAGAAUAUUUCCUGCUGUCUGGUCACAUCUCCACUGCUUCACUUCUUUAACCUCCUCUUCCUCUCCUCCCCCUCCCCCAUUCCCAGUCCCCCUCUUCCCCCUUCUUCUCCUUUCCCUCCUUCUCCUCCUCCUCUUGAUUCUUCUCCAAAAUCCAAAUGCUUCCUUGGCGGUUCCAGUCCAUUAACCCCAUCUCACUGUAUGUGAAAGAAAACACAACAGCAAACAGUGAUCACAUUGUUUUGUUACCUUUUAUAAUUUUUGUAACAAAUAUGUUCCCUUUUAUAACUUGUAAUUUUUUGUCCUAAAGAACACAUAUUUGUUUUUUUAGUGAGGUUGGCAAAGUGGAAGAAAAGGUAAAGCAUUUAAUUACUGCCUGGUCCAGUAGGAAAAAUUUAGCUGCUACUUUGUAAUAAGACAUGCCUUAUAAUUAUUAAACUUUAUAAGAUAUUAAAUUUAGGUGGAACUCAUGGGGAGUCUGGUAGCUCAGACAAUUUCUUUAUUGCAUCUGUUAUUCAACACGCAAUUCAAUUGUCACCUCUUCCAAGGAGCCUUCUUUGAACAGCAGUUUGGAGUACAUCCUUCACUGUAUUCCUAUGGCAUUCUGUCUCUGUCACUGCACUCAUUACACUUACAGAGAUCUGUCUGAAGGUUCUUCCCACAUGACUGUAAACUUCAUGAAGGCAGGAAUGACAUCUUACCCAUCUUGGCAUCCUGUGGUACAAGUGCCUGGCACCCAGCGCAUGCUCAGUAACUAUUUGUUGAAUGAAUAAAUGAACACACACUAAAGUUAUCAAGGAAAACUAUGUUUGUACACUUCUCUUUCUCUUGCUAUAAGCCUUAAUUACACUCAUAAAAA